Bursaphelenchus xylophilus (pine wood nematode) is the source of this 648-nucleotide messenger RNA. The record is from the annotation of a GenBank genome assembly. Lineage: Eukaryota; Metazoa; Nematoda; Chromadorea; Rhabditida; Aphelenchoididae.
AUGCGUUCGGUCCUAAUCAUUGCCGCUUUGAGCACCGUUUGCUUCGCCUUGGACGCCAACGAGAAGCUGAAACGAUGCUGUUCGAAGCUGAAGGACGAUGACAAGGAAUGUGUGAGCCGAUUCUGCGAUUUCGAGGCCAUUUCUCAGGCUAACGUAAGUCUUUUUUUGUUGGUAUUGGGACCUGGUCGUCUUGGCUGCUUUUCCGUAGAUAAAUAUCUAAAAAUUCUCCUCAAAACGUCAGCUAAAAUCACUAAAAAUUGAUGGGUGAACAAAGUAAAUCUAGCACGCAAAAUUUUACGUUGAUAUUAGCUUCGUAUCUAGCGCAUCCCCUAUCAAAACAACCUUCAGUUUUUCCGAGUUUGAGCCUCUAUAACUCGCCCCUAUAUCAAAAACACCCUAAUUUUCCAGGUCCUAAACUACCUCUCGACCUGUACCGAGCGCGGAAAGACCGUCGGUCACAUGUGGGACUGCGCCUCCUCUCGUCACGAUCACACCGAAUGCUGUAAGGCGAAGGGAGUCAGCGGAAAGUGUCUCGAAUACUGCGCCGCUCACGAUGGAGUCCCCACCAACUACUUGGACUACUUGUUCUGCGUCGAAUCCUUCAACGAAAUCCGCGAUUGUUUCAAGGACUACCUGGAAAAGCACUAA